This is a messenger RNA of Rhododendron vialii, 539 nucleotides long. RefSeq lists its product as uncharacterized. Lineage: Eukaryota; Viridiplantae; Streptophyta; Magnoliopsida; Ericales; Ericaceae. The coding region runs from base 1 to 414 and encodes 137 amino acids. The record is from RefSeq and is a predicted model, not a curated record. The transcript is spliced from 2 exons.
AUGAUCCAAACACAUCGUUAUAGUAAAUGGCUAUUUGCCAUUUACUGGUUUUUGAUGGUACAUCCCUGGUACAUAUCACUGGUUUCUAAUGUAUUUCCUGAAAUUUAUACUUGGGAUAUUUGCGGUGCUGGUUUGAAAUUUCACACGAUCCAUUGCGUCUGUGAAAUGGAAGUGCCAAGUGUGAUCAUUUGCGCUCGAUCAGAUGAAGGAUGGAAUAUUGGUCAAAGUGAGAGGUUUGGUUCACCGAGCAUUGAAGAUCGAGGAGCUUCUUUAGGGAGCUCUCAUCCGCCAACAAAAUUGAGUUGCAACAACAUUAUCAACAGGGCUUCCAAAAUCCAGGUGCUUGAUGUUGUUUUGUGCGCUCAUCAAAAUUCAGCUUGGAAAUCAACGUGGGAGGAAAAUUGCAGAUUAUGAAAUGAAAGCUAGAAGGUUUAGGAGGGAUUUGUUAGAACUAAAGCCUAUUUUGACUUGCUACUGCAUCAAAAUGUACAAAAUUAGAAAUGUGCACCGGCGAAGUACUAAUUUUAAGUUCAUAUCGG